GUCGUCACGUGAUUUGUCCAUUGAACGCAAACAUGGCGUUCAGACAAAACAAAAUGUUAGUCGAGAGAAUUUUAAAUGCUUUUGUAGUUUUGUUUGUAUUUAGUUCAUUUUCUGUGGGAAGUGAAAUCCGCAGCGCAGUAAUUGACAAUGAAAGCAGUCAGUUGACUGUGGUGAACGGAUACAGAGAGGAUUUUAUCGCCUGGGCCAAUUUUACUGAUGCCAUUAAAACAACAGGUUGGUCUUUCUUGGAGGUCACAACAAGCAGUCAGUUUAAUGACAGCAUUCAGGCCUACGCCGCCGGUGCAGUGGAAGCUGCUGUCACAUCUCAGCUCAUAUACAAGCAUUGGAUGAACACUCUAAUGAGCUACUGUGGACCAUUCAAGAGUGAGACAGCUUACUGUGAACGUCUGAAGGCCUACAUCACAACUAAUAUGCAGUGGAUUCAAGACCAAAUAGAGCAAAAUUCAAAUUCCCCCUAUUGGUACCAGGUUCACCUGGCUCUGCUGCAACUGAAAGGUCUGGAGGACAGCUAUAAUGAGGAGUUGUCAUUUCCUCAGGGACGUCUUUCCUUCAACCCAUUUGGAUUCCUACUUUUCCAGAUGGGUGGAGACCUGGAGGACUUAGAAUCAGCUCUGAACAAAUCCAGCGAGUUGCAGCCUCUUGGAUCUGGUUCCUGCUCUGCUCUCAUUAAACUCCUACCAAACAACAAGGAACUUCUGGUGUCACACGACACCUGGAACACUUAUCAGGCUAUGCUGCGCAUUAUGAAGAAAUACAUGUUUGCCUUCAAAGUCUCUCCUUUAGAUAACUAUUAUCUUCCUGGGGGAAUUCAGGCUUUUUCAUCCUAUCCUGGAUCCAUCUUCUCUGGUGAUGACUUUUACAUCCUAAGUAGCGGCUUGGUAACAUUAGAAACUACCAUUGGCAACAGCAACCCUGCUUUGUGGAAGUAUGUGCAGCCCACAGGAACCGUUAUGGAAUGGCUGAGGAACAUUGUGGCCAAUCGACUGGCUGUCAGUGGCAAACAGUGGGCUGAGAUAUUUAGCAAAUACAACAGUGGAACGUAUAACAACCAGUGGAUGAUAGUGGACUACAACCAAUUCACUCCAGGAAAGACUGACAUUAAAGAAGAUCUUUUUGUUGUCCUGGAGCAGAUUCCAGGAUUUGUUGUUUACACUGAUAAAACGAACGAAUUGCUGAAGAAGGGAUACUGGGCAAGUUACAAUAUACCAUAUUAUGAGGACAUAUUCAAUGCAAGUGGCUGCAAUGAGCUCGUAGAAAAGUUUGGUCCAUGGUUUUCUUUGGAUCAGAAUCCUCGGGCUCAGAUAUUUAGAAGGAACCAGACUGAGGUCAAAGAUGUGGAAUCAAUGAUCCGCCUCAUGAGGUAUAAUAAUUUUAAAGAAGAUCCAUUAUCUAAGUGUGAAGGCUGUAAUCCCCCUGCAAAUGGAGAGAAUGCCAUCUCCGCCCGCUCUGACCUGAAUCCAGCUAAUGGAACGUAUCCAUUUGGUGCACUGAAACAGAGACCACAUGGAGGAACAGACAUGAAGUUGACAUCUUACGAGAUGUUUCGAGAUUAUGGCAUGGUGGCAGUGAGCGGGCCAACCUGGGACCAGGUAUCACCCUUCCAGUGGAGCACUUCUCCAUACAAAGAUUUGAUGCAUAUGGGUCAACCAGAUAUAUGGACGUUUAAGCCAAUUAAAGUCAGCUGGACAUAAAUUGUCCUAAAGAAUUAUAUCAAGUGCUCAUCUGUGCAGUUUUACAUAAUGAUAAAGGAAUUAUUUGAAAAAAGUCAGAUGAAGACUUAUUAGAAUACAAUUGUCUUCAAAUUGAAUAACAUUACAAUUGAGUGCAAUAAUAUUGUGAUCGUGCUGAACAAAAAGUGUUGACAUUUAAAAACAAAGAAGUCAAACAUUGUAACAACAUUGCUUGUGAGACAUUAAAAAAGAUUUUCUUGUGUUGUAUUUUUUAACAAUGUUUAAAUUAUAGUUUUUAACGGUUGUUAAUCCUUGAAAUUAGCAUUUUAAAAAGAUGCAUUGAAAUCAAUAAAAUCAUGUCAUGUUUCAUAAAGGC
This is a messenger RNA of Cynoglossus semilaevis (tongue sole), 2067 nucleotides long. It is a transcript of the gene plbd2, whose product is annotated as phospholipase B domain containing 2. Lineage: Eukaryota; Metazoa; Chordata; Actinopteri; Pleuronectiformes; Cynoglossidae. Gene Ontology annotation, cellular component: extracellular region. Gene Ontology annotation, molecular function: glycerophospholipase activity. Gene Ontology annotation, biological process: phospholipid catabolic process. The record is from RefSeq and is a predicted model, not a curated record. The transcript is spliced from 12 exons. Bases 33 to 1712 code for a protein of 559 amino acids.